CAGAGACAGAGAGAGAACGUGUACUGCGUGCUAUCCUCGGCUAUAUAGGAUAGUCGCCGCCGCGUUUUCCUCUCGCGCGAGCCAACUCUGCGUCGUGCAAGUCGUCGUCGUCGUCGCUCUCUCACUUUCUUGGCCUAUAACCUUCGCUUUUACAUACGCACGCACUCGAGGCUGCAAAAGGGGGCCUCUUAUCGUUCGUAAUUAUUGUUGUUAUAAAAACGCACGUUGCGACAGUCGCGAGCCCGCACGCUAUGACGUUGUUACGCGCCUGCAGCUGUGGUGCGCGACUUUGAUUCCGGCAGCUUUCUUUUCCGUUGUUGUUCUUUUCUUUCCUUCGUAUAUAUGUUUAUCCCGUACGAGUGCGAUUGUAAUCGAUGUGCGAAAUUCGGCCUGGCUCGCGCACACAUACACGAGCCUUUUAAAUCGUGCGUGAGAUAAAGUCCAAGAGAGAGAGAGGGUGAGAGAAAGAGAAACAAACAAUACUAUACGUGUUUCUCACAGUUGUCGCUUUACGGGUAGUUCUCUUUUUUUUUCUUUUAUCACGCGCGCGCGAGGGUUUGGGUUGUUUUUGCCUUCCCGAUAAAACCUCGAUAACAAGAUACUCGAGCGUGGCAAAGAUGUCUGUGAAGGUGAGCUCGAUGUCAGUGUGUUAAUAUGCAAAAAAAUAAAAUAGCAUAAAAUAAAAUAAAGCAAAUUAGCCAAGCACCGUGACUCCACAUUAUUGAUUCGGCUGAAAUACAUAUAUUGUUGUUGUCGAAAUUGCAAAAGCUGUGUUUAAGUUGCUCAAGUGAGAGGGAGAUAUUGUCAAAAUGAUGAGAUAUAAGCAGCAGGAGGACUUCGAAGAUGACUACAAUAGCAGCAUCGGAUCCGUAAUAUUGAAUAGCGAUGGGAUAAGUGCCACAGCGACCCACGUGCGCUUCCACUCGGGUACUUCUCUGUGGAGAAGUAGAACGACCCUGGAGAAAUGUUUCUUCAUAGUAUGCGUCUCGCUGAUACUGAUAAUAAUUGUGCUUGCGAUAUCCAUCGGUAGCGAGAGACAUAUUUGUGACCACGGCCGAGGAGGGAUUCUUCACGUGACAUCGGUCAACAAAGAAAAAUCGCAUUGCUUGACGGAACACUGCGUGGCCGUGGCAGCGUCCAUAAUCAAUAGCAUGGACAUGACGAUACAUCCCUGCGACGACUUUUAUCAAUAUGCCUGCGGCGGCUGGAUCAGCAAGAAUCCCAUACCCGACGGCAAAAGCAUAUGGGGCACGUUCGGCAAGCUCGAGCAGGAUAAUCAACUGGUCGUGAAAAAUGUCCUCGAGCGACCCCUCGCCGAGAUGAAAUCUCAAACUGAGAAAAAAGCCAAGCAGUAUUAUUUAUCGUGUUUAGAUGCCAAUGAGACUAUCGAAAAUUUGGGUGCUAAGCCAAUGCUGGAUCUCUUAGAGAACGUUGGUGGCUGGAGUAUAAGUGGAAAAUUUGACGUUAAAAGGUGGUCAUUCCAAGAGAACAUGCACGUGCUUCAAAAUGUUUACAAUAUGGGGGGUCUGUUUUCCUGGGCCGUGAGCGAAGACGAUAGAAAUAGCAGUAGAUAUAUUAUUGAAAUUGAUCAAGGUGGUUUAACGUUACCAACGACUGAUAAUUAUCUAAAUAAAACCGAACACGGCAAAGUUUUGGUGGCUUAUUUAGAUUACAUGACCAAGAUCGGUGUUCUUCUGGGGGGCGAAGAAAAUUCAACGAGAAAAAAAAUGCAGAACAUCAUCGACUUCGAGACGAAAAUAGCUGAAAUAACGACGCCUCAAGAAGAACGAAGGGACGAGGAAAAGAUGUACAAUCUCAUGACUUUGCAAGAGCUGCAAGAAAAGGCACCAUUCUUUUCGUGGCUCAAAUAUUUUCAAAACGCGACGAGCUUAUUGAACAAGACCAUAAGCAAUCAAAUGAAAGUAGUAGUCUACGCUCCUGAUUAUUUAAGAAAAUUAACUGAACUCGUACGAGAUUAUAAGAAGACUGACGAAAAGAAAACAAUUUUAAAUGAUUAUUUGGUGUGGCAAACCGUUCGGACUCUGACCUCGUGUCUGUCGAAACCAUUCCGAGAUGCCUACAAGGGACUACGCAAGGCCCUGAUCGGUUCGGAAGGUCAUGAGGAGCAGUGGCGCUUCUGUGUUAACGACGCCAACAACGUCAUGGGCUUUGCAAUUGGAGCCAUGUUCGUGAGGGAAGUGUUUCAUGGGAAAAGUAAACCAAUGGCUGAAGAAAUGAUCAACGAAAUCAGAAGUGCAUUUACGAAAAAUCUCAAAAAUUUAGACUGGAUGGAUGCUGAGACACGCAAGUCUGCUGAGCAAAAAGCAAAUGCUAUUACCGACAUGAUCGGCUUUCCCGACUUCAUUCUCAACCCAUCUGAAAUUGACGAUGGAUUUAAAAAUCUUCAGAUAAAUCCAAACGAGUACUUCAUGAAUAACAUAAGAAUAAAUGUUUUUACGUUGAAGAAAAAUCUUGAAAAAUUGGAUCAGCCAGUCAAUAAAACUUCGUGGAUCAUGACCCCACCAACUGUCAACGCCUACUACACGCCGACCAAAAAUCAAAUUGUUUUUCCCGCUGGAAUUUUGCAGAGUCCUUUUUUCGACAUGAAAAAUCCCAGUAGUUUGAAUUUCGGUGGAAUGGGUGUGGUUAUGGGCCACGAGCUCACUCAUGCAUUUGAUGAUUUAGGUAGAGAGUAUGACUUAAAUGGAAAUUUGCAUCAAUGGUGGAACAAUGCGACAAUUGACAGAUUUAAAAAUAGAACGGAAUGUUUUGUUGAUCAAUAUCAUAAUUAUGAAAUCAAGGGACGGCGCGUUAAUGGUCGACAAACUUUAGGAGAAAAUAUUGCCGAUAAUGGUGGACUCAAAGCUGCAUACCAUGCUUAUUUAGCUAAACAUAAAAAUAUGGAUGACCUUCUGUCAUUACCUGGACUGGAUCUUAGUCACGAACAGUUAUUUUUUGUCAAUUUUGCUCAGGUUUGGUGCUCGGCAGCAACUACGGAAGCAGUGAGUCUUCAAAUUGAAAAAGAUUCGCAUUGUCCUGCUAAGUAUAGAGUUAUCGGACCCCUUUCGAAUCUCGAAGAGUUUUCCAGAGAAUUUAACUGCCCAAAAGGGUCGAGAAUGAAUCCAAUUCAUAAGUGUGAGGUUUGGUAAAUUAUAUAAAAACACCAAAAAAUGUUAUAGCAUUUUUUUUUGUAAAUUACUACCAGAUUUUUUUUAAAUUUGCCACUGAUAUAUGGUUACUCACGAAUUUAGUUAUCUUCGAAGAAUUUUUUCUUCAAGCUUUCAAAUUCAUCCCCUUAUCGAAGGGCGUCUGAAUUCUUCAAUCGUAAUGUUUAAUUUUUAAAUGAAAAUGUAAAUCAAACUUCCAGUCACAAAGUAUAAACGAUGUAAAAUAUAAGGCUAUAAUGAAUGUUUAUAAGAGCUAUAAAAAAGUCUGUAUAGAAAGGUCUUUUAUCUUAUACAAAAACUAACUAUUAAGUUAACUAACAAUUGUGGAGUGCAUGAAAUCUUCAAGUUUAAGUUAAUCUAUUUUCAUCAAUUAACAAGAAACAGCAAUCGUGGUUAAAAAUAUUAAUACAGAAGUGAAUCUGAAGUUUAAAUCUUAUUUGGGGCUGUACAUAACUACGCCGAAAUUUUACACUUUUAUAUAUUAUGAAAUUUUUAAUUGGUAAAAUAGAAUUUUCAAAGAAAAGCUUUUGAAAAACGUGAAAACGAGAAAAAUGAUGGUAGUACAGCGUUUGCCCUGUUAAAUCAACAAAAGUAUAUAGUCGAUGUUUCAUUGUUUCUGCUGGCAGGAUAAGUAGUAGUCUUAGAAUUUUAUUUUUAAAAAAGAAACAAAUCAAAUGAAAUAUUUUGAAUCGACAAUAUUCAAGAUAUCGACUAAUUAACUUAUAAAGAAUAAAGUAUAUGUUUCAAUAGUUUCAUUGAAAGCAACUUUAACUCCUAUGUACUUUUAAGUUUUUGAGCGUAACUAAAAACUAUAUAUUUCAUUGUAUAUACAGCGAAUAGUUUUGAUUUAUAUGAUUUUAAACGUUUUAAAGAAUAAGUAACAAAAAAAGAAAACGCAUGAGAUGUAGAACACAGUGUUUUGCCAGCAUUUUUCGAAAAAAAUUGAAUACCAAAAAAAAAAAGAAAAAAAGAAUGGUAGUUUGUUUAAUCCGAAAGAGCUUAAAUAGGGACUAUUUAAGACAACAUUUUUAAGACAUUAAUCAUUACCAAGAGAUUUUUCAACAUAAUCAUUUGUAGACUAUAAAAAAUUUUUUGAAACAACAUUUUUUUGAUCCAGCCAAUUUUCUUUCUUGAUUUCAAAAUGUAUAAUUGUAUUGAUUAAUGCACAAAAAAUCAUGAACGAGUUUCAAACUGGUUUUUGAGGCCCGAAAGAAAACUUGUUAUCUUAAUUGGUACUCUGAAUCCUCAAAAUUUUUUUAAAAAUAGUCGUUCUAGAUUUUAUGCAGUUUUCUUGUCAUAAAAAACCAAAGUUUCAUAAAGGUAUAGAUAUUUUAAGUAAAAAUACGCAAAAAUUCUGUGAUAGUAAAAAUUGUAAUAAAUGCAUAAAUUUAAUCCUCAUAUUUACCUUCUUUAGCAGUAAAUGCAGUGAAAAGUGUGAACAAAGAAAAUAAUUACUAUGAUUAAAGAACAAACAUUCUAGCUCAAAGUCUAACGCUCCAAGUAUAGAAGUUGUAAAACGGUAUCUACUAAAAUUUUCUAAUUUUCGUAAAUAUUUACGUUGAUAUUUACUUUAUUCAAUACAACAGAUCGAACCGUGAGUUUGAAAACCUUAUAGCAUAUAAUUGAUGAGAACUUGGCAAUAUAUGGCAUCUCAUCAAAAAAUUUAGACAAUAAUUUGCAAGAUAAGAAUUUUGACCCAUUUCUUUCAAUUAUCAUGGAGGCAAUUUUUAAUAAAAAUUUUUUCUACAAUCUGCUCCGUUCAAUGUCACUUUGGUGUGAAAAUAAAAAAUUUAUUAAAUGGUUGUCUUUUUACUAAUGUACUGUGUUAUGUAUUUUGAUGGUAUUUAAACUCUUUAUAAAUAAUGCGUUGACGCAAGUAUGUAUUCAAUUGACAUAGAAUGAUAUAUUAAAAUUCAUUUCAAAUAAAGCUUUGCCUGGCGUUAUUCGAAAAGACUGGAAUGAUCAAAUAAUCAUUUCUGAGAUAAAUUUAUAUUUAAAAUUUUCUGUGCGUUUUAAAUCUUUACAAAUAAUAUCAUGUGAAUGAACAGUAUUUAGUACUAUGCGUAUGAAAAUGUUCAUAAAGUUAUUCAUUUUGUACAGAAAUUCUAAAUGUAGUUGGAUGCCAUUUGUAUAAAAUAAAAGUAAAAUAACUUCUAACAAUUUCAGUGAAUAUUUACGCAUUUCAAUGGAAGCUGCACAAUUUACGCAUCAAGAUAAGUUAUACAAAAUAUCUUCGAAUGAUAGAAAAUUGUUAUUAUUUAAAUAAUCGAAAUUUGUUAUAGAUUUGAAAGUAUUAUGAUAUGAACGUAAAAGUUUUAUGGAGUGAAAAUCACAAAGAUUUAAGGCCUUUAAAAGAAGUGAAUACAGUAGUCACCGCUUAAGAAAAUCUCGUUCAAGAGAAUCAGCCGGUAACUUGCUUCAAAAUAGAUGUCCCUAUGUGAUUCUUUUAAGCAGCGACCACUGUAUUUGUAUAUUUGUUUUUACAUGUAUCAGUUUAAAAUCGAUUUAAGUUAAAAACUUAGAUAUUUAUGUAUUUUAUAGUAAUUGGAUGUUAAGUAAUAAUUACAUUUAAUAAAAUGUGUGAGAAUUUUAAAA
Molecule: messenger RNA, 5762 nt
Organism: Trichogramma pretiosum
Lineage: Eukaryota; Metazoa; Arthropoda; Insecta; Hymenoptera; Trichogrammatidae
Gene: Nep3
Product: endothelin-converting enzyme homolog
Exons: 13
Coding region: 810-3149 (779 amino acids)
Biological process (GO): protein processing
Cellular component (GO): plasma membrane
Molecular function (GO): metalloendopeptidase activity
Source: RefSeq, a predicted model, not a curated record